AUAACGAGGUGUAUAUCAAUCUCUCCGAUGGAAUAGAAGCAUUGGCCCGAUAUGCCACAAACCUUCGUCUUUUUGAACGGAAUAUUCAUCCGUCAGAAGUUAAUUCAAUAUGUUACUUCUUAGACAGGAUCGGACAAUCUUUGGAAACGUUGGAAAUAGAUUCCAACAUGGAUGGGCAUGACAUGUCAAGCUUGAUUGAAUGCAUUGGUAAAAAAUGCUCGAAUUUAUCUGUAUUAAAUAUUAGUAGUUUUGAAUUUAACCCCGGUGCCUUUGAAGUAUUAGUAAAAGGAUGUUCCUUAUUGCAUACAUUGGUUAUUUUCGAUUCGCAAUCAGUCAAUGACAGAAUAUUAGAGUUACUUGAUCAUGCUGUUGUGUUACAAUCAUUAGAGAUUGUGGGAUGUCCUAAUAUAUCAGUUGAAGCAAUUGAUCGAUUUCAAAGGGAAAGAGAAAUCGAA
Molecule: messenger RNA, 455 nt
Organism: Racocetra persica
Lineage: Eukaryota; Fungi; Glomeromycota; Glomeromycetes; Diversisporales; Gigasporaceae
Source: the annotation of a GenBank genome assembly